AUGGCUAUUAUUCACAAGCUUCCAACUUUGGUUUUCUUGGUUCUGUUAGGUUUGGGCAUUUCUGCAGCUACUAGAGCUCUCUUCACACUUGAGGAGAGUUACACUCAUGGUGGUUACGAAGGAAGUGGAGCUGGUGAAGGUAGUGGAUCAGGAUAUGGUGGUGGAAUUGCAGGAGGAGGAGGAGGGGGUGGUGGUAGUGGAGGAGGUGGUGGAGGUGGAAGCGGAGGAGGAGGAGGCGCCCACGGUGGGGGUUAUGGUGGAGGGGAAGGAGCUGGGAGUGGUGGUGGAUAUGGUGGUGCUGGUGGAGCCGGUGGAGGAGGUGGGCAUGGUGGUGGUGGAGGAGGAGGAUCCGGUGCUGGAGGAGCUGGUGGAAGUGGAUACGGUAGUGGAGGUGGAGCUGGAGGAGGUGCGGGAGGGUCACAUGGUGCUGGAGGUGGAGGCCGUGGGAUGUCACCUAGCUCGUCGGUGACUUCGGUGAGGUUGCCGGGAGUUGGAGAAGGUGUUGAAAGGUAUCAAAAUGGGGGCAUGCAAACUCCGGGUGAAUAUAGCCAAGUUUACGGUAGAGAACGCGAAGAUUUGGGAACAGGAAGGGAUGCAGACGAGAAGGGAGGAGGGUCGCCAAGGGAAAUAACCGCAACAAAACAAUAA
Messenger RNA from Helianthus annuus (common sunflower), 648 nucleotides. RefSeq names its product glycine-rich cell wall structural protein 1.8-like. Lineage: Eukaryota; Viridiplantae; Streptophyta; Magnoliopsida; Asterales; Asteraceae. The transcript has 4 exons. The record is from RefSeq and is a predicted model, not a curated record. Bases 1 to 648 code for a protein of 215 amino acids.